UCUUCUGCAAAGGACUUCAUCGUUGGAGAUCAAUCCGGGUGGACAGUCGGGUUUGAUUACCAAGCUUGGGCUAAUGGCAAGGAGUUUCAUGUAGGAGACAGACUUGUUUUCAAGUAUCCUGCUGGAGCACACAAUGUGUACAAAGUGAACGGAACUGAUUUCCAAAGCUGCAGUGCGCCGCUGGAAGGGACGCCAUUAACCAGUGGAGAUGAUACCAUUGUUUUAGCAACUUCAGGGAAAAAAUGGUACAUUUGUGGCGUGGGCAACCACUGUGAUCGAGGGCAAAAACUGGUUAUAACAGUGCUGCCUUAAGCAUUACCUCCAAGCAUGGCACCUGCUCCUUCUCCUUGGUCAUAUUCAAAAGGGAGCAAGAGGCCAUUUUUAAACUUUAACUUACCAUGAUCAAUCAGUACUCAAGAUUGUGACGAUGGUCAAGGAUAAUCAAGAUUAUAAUUAAUUUAAUUUGAAGGUUAAAAUUA
This is a messenger RNA of Pistacia vera, 479 nucleotides long. RefSeq names its product stellacyanin-like. NCBI's taxonomy places the organism in Eukaryota, Viridiplantae, Streptophyta, Magnoliopsida, Sapindales, Anacardiaceae. The record is from RefSeq and is a predicted model, not a curated record. The annotation marks the transcript as partial. Gene Ontology annotation, molecular function: electron transfer activity. Gene Ontology annotation, cellular component: plasma membrane. The transcript is spliced from 2 exons.